AUGUACAAGAAAAGGAAGACAGCUUUGAUGAAGGCAACUUCAAACUUGUUCUUGGAGGAAAUUAAUAGUGAGGAGAAAAAACAUUUUGAGUCUUUCAUUAACCAACUGGGAGCUGAUAAUGUUUUUGAAGACAAGUCAGAAAUCUGGAAGAUCUGGGUGCAGCUCUGGGAGGCAGAACCAAACCUACUGGGAAAUCUGAAGGAGUUCUUGGCUAAAAUGACACAUUUGAUCAAGGAAGCUAAGCAUGAAAAAGAGAAGAUACAGUUACUCCUGAAAAUACAAAUACCUGAUCACAAUAAGAAGGUGCAGAAGCUAUAUGAGGAAAUGGAGCAGCAAAUUGAGAGAGAGAAACAAAAACUGCAGCAUGAGAAUAAAGCCAGAAGCCAACUGCAUUACAUGGAGAUGCAGCAAGAAUUGGAUGGUAGAGAACAGGACAUUCAGCAUUCCCUUAUUGUUCAGAAAGAGCUUGAAGCUCAGUUGCUCAGGCUCAAGGAGAAACAAUUGGUGACCAGCACCCAAACCCAGCAGCUGCAACAAAUCAAGAGCAGCCUUGAAAAUCAGCUCCAGCAAACCCACCAUCAGCUUCAAAAGACUGAAAGGUGCCUGGAUGUCAUGAAGGAGAGACUAUCCCAACUGUACAGUGAAGACAGGGCAUCUGAUGAUGUGACAUCAGUGACUGAAGCUGAUGUAAAAUCCAGUAGAAGAAUGAUUUCCACUGAAGAGGACCCUUUGAUAGAGCCAUUUGUAGAUGAAGAGGAUUACUUUCCACAGGAGUCUUUAGAUACAAUUUCUUUGUUUAAAGAGUUGAAUGAUGCUAUUGCAGCACAGAACAAAAUGUCUGAACCCCAUUAUCAAGAAAUAGAUGGUUUUGGUUUUCAGCAAGAGUCCUUGGAUCAUACUAAAUAUCGUGAAAAUUCUCAACAAAAUAUAAUGCCUCUGUCUCCAAUAAAAGGAUGCUCAACAAACUAUACUGUACAAAACAGAAUGUCUGAAGUGGCUAUAUCAGAAGCAGGAGAUCGUUUUAGAGAAGGAUCAGUUCCUGUACAAGAUCUGGAGACGAAGAAAGCUAAUUUUUCUAAAACCAGAAAGGAAGUCAAAACUACAGAGCCUACACUGAGAGAAAGGUUUGCUUCCAUGAUUCAACCUUUUGUUUAUUCAGACUUGGCAAUGCAGGUCAGUGCCUACAAGAAAUGCCCAAUAGAAAGUGAGAUUCUAGUUUUAGAAGGGGUAACACAACCUGAACAUAAGAAGAAAACUUUAAAAUACAAUGAUACCAUUCAGGUUCCACAAUUAUCCACUGAAGCUGUGGCAAACCAGUCUGCAAAAAUGAAAAUUCUAGACAGAAAGGUAUCUCAACCCCAACAAUCUCUACUGAAAAAUGUGCCAUCAGAGUAUUUUCUGCCCAAGGUGGCUCUACCCAAAUUACAUGCAGGGCAUAAUCCAAGCAGUCAUGUACAAAAUAUGUUUGGAACAGGAAUGGACACAGAACUUGCUGAAAGACUAGAGAUGUACUCAUCAGAAGGCAGAAGAGAAGGAUGGAUUGGUCCAUCUGAGUGUAAGAAGAAUCAAGAGGUCAGUGCAGAAUUUAAUGAAGAAACCAGUGUUAGAAAAGAAGUUUGUGAUUGCCAAAUGAAUAAAGAAACUUCUAAAGACACGGCCAUUCUCUCUUCUCAUCCAGAUCACUUUUAUAAUGUGCUAUUUGUAGGAGCCUCUAAUGUGGGCAAAACUUCCUUUUUAAACAAGUUGCAAAAUGAUUCUUUUGAAGCAAAAGUGACUGCAACUAUAGGAAUUGACUAUCGGAUCAAAAACCUGAUUUUGGAUAGCAAAUGCUUUGCUUUACGUCUGUGGGACACAGCUGGGCAAGAAAGAUAUCACAGUGUCACCAAGCAGUUUUUCCGAAAGGCUGAUGGAGUUGUUUUGAUGUAUGACAUUACCUCAGAAUACAGUUUUACAGAUGUGCGGUACUGGCUGAACUGUGUCCAGGAAGGAGCUGGAGCUGGAGUCGUUGUCCUUCUGCUUGGUAACAAAACAGACUGUAGUGUGGAAAGGAAAGUAUCUGUAGAGAAUGGAGCAUACUUGGGCAAGGUGUAUGGACUUCCAUUUUACGAAUGCAGUGCUGCUUCAGGUUACAAUGUCACAGAAUCCAUAGUACAGUUAAUCAGGUUGAUGAAAGCUCAGGAAGACCAAUUAAAAAAGAAGGCUCUAGAUUUGCCACUGCAACUUAAAAAUAAGAGAAGUUGUUGUUUAUAAAGUGGAAAAGACUAAUGACUAUUGAUCCUUGUGUCCACUGCAUGAUUGUGUAUAUUGUUUGCCCUCUUGAAUAUGGACUGGGUCCAAUUUGUAUAGUUCAAGAAGUUUUGCCACUUAGAU
Molecule: messenger RNA, 2370 nt
Organism: Pseudonaja textilis
Lineage: Eukaryota; Metazoa; Chordata; Lepidosauria; Squamata; Elapidae
Source: RefSeq, a predicted model, not a curated record